AUUUUUAAGCCUAUUUUUCCACCCACUUAUUAUUUCCUUUGCGUUUCUCUCUCUCUCUCUCUCUCUCUCUCUCUCUCAUUUGCAUUUCCAAAUCUCGCAACAACACAACCCUUCUUCUUCUUCUUCUUCUUUGAUUGUUUAGGGGCGUUCUUGAAUCAUUUGGUGUGGUUUGGGGAAUGGUGGAGUGGAGAUGGAGUUCUGGCCGGAGUUCUUGGCGAGUAGUUGGGGCAUGGAGUUCAUUGCCGGAGGACUUGGAGGUGUGGCUGGUGUCAUCGCUGGACAUCCACUUGAUACGCUUCGCAUACGCCUUCAGCAACCGCCGCCACCGGCUUACUCUUCCUUGCGAAACCAGCGACCUCGCCCAAUCUCCGCUCCUGCGCUUCUCCGGAGGAUCAUCUCGUCUGAAGGCCCUGCCGCGCUUUACCGUGGCAUGGCUGCCCCUGUCGCCUCUGUUGCCUUUCAGAAUGCCGUUGUCUUCCAAGUUUACGCAGUCCUCUCAAGAGCUUUUGAUUCAAACAUAAAUGAACCUCCUUCAUACAAAAGUGUGGCACUUGCUGGAGUAGGAACAGGAGCUUUGCAGAGUAUGAUGCUAAGCCCAGUGGAGCUAAUAAAAAUACGACUGCAACUACAAAUGGCCGGCAAUCGACACCAUCCAAACAAGAGAGAAGGGCCUCUAGAAAUUGCCAAGAAAAUCCUUCGAAAAGAAGGAGUUCGAGGUAUAUACCGUGGCCUACUGAUCACCGUCUUACGUGACGCACCUGCACAUGGAGUUUAUUUCUUGAGUUAUGAGCGAGCACGAGAACAACUCCACCCAGGCUGUCGUAAGAGUGGCCAAGAAAGCCUGAUGACAAUGCUUGUUGCCGGUGGCUUAGCUGGUGUAGCUAGUUGGGUUGUAUGCUACCCUUUAGAUGUCAUGAAGUCCAGACUCCAAGCACAAUCAGAGAGUUCCAGUGAGGGAAUUCCCCCGCGAUACCGCGGUGUGAUCGAUUGUUUUCGGAAGAGUGUAGAAGAAGAAGGGUAUGCGGUGCUGUGGCGUGGACUUGGGACUGCCGUCUCACGGGCAUUUCUCGUCAAUGGAGCCAUCUUCACUGCUUAUGAAUUAGCUCUAAGGUUCUUGGUUAACAACACUCAUCAAAUCAGAUUAGAAGAGAACUGAUGCUGAGGGGGCAGAAUACUGCAUUGUUUUGGUGAUUGUGAUUGGAGAUGUGCUCGAACUCAAUCUCCUUUUUUCAUCGUCUCUGUUGAUGCAAAAGACGAUGAUCCUGUGCUUUGUGAUUAGAUAUUGUGAUUCAUCUUUGAUGCUGUGAUGCAGUGCAGGUGAUGGGUUCAACAAAUAGAGAAAUUAAGGUUUUACAUCCUUUGAAUUGCAUGAACUUUUAUGUGAAGAUUGUUGUAUUAGUAACAUGAUCAAAACAUUCAUAAAAAGAGGAUUGGAUGGAAUCUUAUUGCAUUACAAGUCCUGUGAUGUAUAGAGAGAAUGAUUGAUCUUUCAA
Molecule: messenger RNA, 1493 nt
Organism: Dioscorea cayenensis subsp. rotundata (Guinea yam)
Lineage: Eukaryota; Viridiplantae; Streptophyta; Magnoliopsida; Dioscoreales; Dioscoreaceae
Product: mitochondrial arginine transporter BAC2
Exons: 2
Coding region: 191-1156 (321 amino acids)
Biological process (GO): transmembrane transport
Molecular function (GO): transmembrane transporter activity
Source: RefSeq, a predicted model, not a curated record